Molecule: messenger RNA, 2351 nt
Organism: Humulus lupulus (European hop)
Lineage: Eukaryota; Viridiplantae; Streptophyta; Magnoliopsida; Rosales; Cannabaceae
Product: E3 ubiquitin-protein ligase RSL1
Exons: 4
Coding region: 450-2003 (517 amino acids)
Biological process (GO): protein polyubiquitination; positive regulation of proteasomal ubiquitin-dependent protein catabolic process; ubiquitin-dependent protein catabolic process
Cellular component (GO): cytoplasm; ubiquitin ligase complex
Molecular function (GO): zinc ion binding; ubiquitin conjugating enzyme binding; RNA-DNA hybrid ribonuclease activity
Source: RefSeq, a predicted model, not a curated record
AAAAAAAACCAAAAAACAAAAAAAUCUGAAAAAGGAGGGUCAGUGAGAGAGAGGCACAAAGGAAGCAGCUUGUCAGUUUAGGGUUUUUUUUUUAAUAACCCUUGCUGAAAGUGCAAUCAUUCAUCUCAUCAGACCCUUAAACGAAUCAAUUUCAGUUUAAUUCUCUCCCUCGAGAGAUAAGGUCCUAACAAAUCUACCCCUCUCUGGAGGGUCGAUGCUACAAAAUGAUGUUAAGGAUCGAUUCUUUAAUGGGUUUUUCUUGUAGGACUGUAUAGAGAUUUUUUUAAACUAAUAAUUGGCGAGUGAUUCUGAGAAUAGAAGAUGCUUUAACAGAGACUUCCGUUUGACUUUGGUGGGGGGUGUUGUAGUUGGACUUAAGAGCCAGAAGCGCAAGAUAGAAGUGUUUAAAGUUGCACACUUGUUGGUUGGAUUGAAUAGUUUGUGAAAAAAUGGAAGAAGUGGCAGUUUUUGGUCUUGGAGGUUCUGUGAAUUUGUUCAGAGAAGAAGAUGAAGAAGAGUUUAGGAGCUGCUGUGAAGACGAGGAGGUAUGGAAGGAUAUUGAAGAACCGCAUAAAGAAGAAGAAUCAAACAAUGAGCUUGAUGAAUUUGCGGUGAAGAUGUUCUUCAAAGGAAAGUCAAUAGAUGGCUUUGGGAACUCAAAUUCUGGGAUUUCAGGAAUUGGGGUGUUUAUGGAAAGAUCAUCCACUAUUCCUGUGAUUAAGAUCCAAAAAAAACUUGACUUUCAUGUGGAGGAUUCUGUUGCUGACUAUUUAGCUCUGCUGGAUGGUCUAAUGGAAGCUCUUCAGAAUAAUAUCCGCCAGGUGUAUGCUUUCACAGACUCUGAGCUUCUAUAUGAUCAGAUAACAAAUGAUAAAGAACCUGACAUUCCAAUUCUUGUUGCACUAAGGGAACGGAUCCUAGAACAUGCCAUUAAGCUUGAAGCUUUUGUUCUGAAAUGUGUUCCUAGUGCUGAUGUUGAGCGACCAUUAAAACUAGCUCAAGUGGCAAUGGGGGUUGUCUCUUUUCCUGCAAAGGGAGAUAUAUUUCUUGAAAACUGCUCAAUAUGUUGUGAUGACAAACCUUGUUUUACAAUGAUCUCUCUAAAAUGCUCUCAUAAAUUUUGUUCUCAUUGCAUGAGGACUUAUGCUGAUGGAAAGGUACAGUCCUCUCAAGUUCCCAUCAGAUGUCCUCAGUUGAGAUGCAAAUAUUAUAUCUCCAGUGCUGAGUGCAAAUCAUUCCUUACCUCCACUUCUUAUGAGUCUUUUGAGAAAGCUCUUGAAGAAUCAAAUGUUAACCACUCAGAUAGAAUUUACUGCCCAUUUCCAAACUGCUCUGUCCUUCUCGAUCCCCAUGAAUGCUUAUCAGCUAGAGCAAGUUCAUCAAGUCAGUCAGAUAAUAGCUGCAUUGAGUGUCCAGUUUGUCAGAGAUUCGUUUGUGUGGAUUGUGGGGUUCCUUGGCAUUCAUCAUUGAGUUGUGAAGAGUUCCAAAACCUUCCAUGGGAAGAGAGAGAUUCUGCAGAUAUUACAUUAUUUCGCCUUGCACAAAAUAAAAGAUGGAGGCGUUGCCAGCAGUGCCGUAUGAUGAUUGAGCUCACUCAAGGCUGUUAUCACAUGACCUGUUGGUGUGGACAUGAAUUCUGUUAUUCUUGUGGUGCUGAAUAUCGGGAGAGUCAACAGACUUGUCAAUGUGCAUUUUGGGAUGAAGACAAUUCUGAGGAUCUAGGUAAUCGGUCUCUUCAAGAAUCAGAGCAAUGGGCAUGGGAAACCUUUAAUUCGCUCCCAAUGGUCUCAGAUGCUUACUCUGAGCAAGAGAGAUCUCAGCUAGCGUUAAUCCAGAGGUUCCUUGCCGGUGGUUUCAGCCUCAGCGAUCAUCACCCUUACCAAUCCCCACCUCGAUGUACAGAUGCCUAUGUAGAUGCCAUGAAGGAUCUCCAUCAGCUGCCAUGGCUGGAGAGGUUCGUAUCUGUGAUUAGCGACAACUACUAUGAAGAUUAUAUUCAAUGAACGUAGUAAAUCACCAUUCUGAUAAAUAUAAAAUAAGAUGCUUAGCUCCCCAAUUUUAUUUAGUUCAAUGGAGGCAAAGAGUUUCUCGCUCUAUUACUCCAUUUCCAAUCAUACAAACCUGUCAAAUGAUGUUUUUAUAUCCCUUUUCAUGUAGUUUUACAUCCUUUUUAUGCUGGCCGGUAUGAUCAUCUCUACAUAAACCAUGACACAAGUACUAUGCUUGAUAAUGAUAAUUGUUCUCUCAUUGAAAGCAAAAAAGGGGAAAAAGAAAAGAGAUGGGAGAACAUUGAUUAUGUUGUAAAUUUAAAAAAAGUGAAGCAAAAUGAAACCUCCCUUUCUAUCUCUUUA